This is a messenger RNA of Oryzias melastigma (Indian medaka), 2871 nucleotides long. RefSeq names its product basic helix-loop-helix family, member e41 (gene bhlhe41). Gene Ontology annotation, biological process: regulation of transcription by RNA polymerase II; anterior/posterior pattern specification; circadian regulation of gene expression. Bases 308 to 1561 code for a protein of 417 amino acids. Lineage: Eukaryota; Metazoa; Chordata; Actinopteri; Beloniformes; Adrianichthyidae. Gene Ontology annotation, cellular component: nucleus. The record is from RefSeq and is a predicted model, not a curated record. The transcript is spliced from 5 exons. Gene Ontology annotation, molecular function: DNA-binding transcription factor activity, RNA polymerase II-specific; protein dimerization activity; RNA polymerase II cis-regulatory region sequence-specific DNA binding.
UAUAUUUGUGCAUCACUGAUGAAAGAGCUUAUAUCUCUGUGUAGAGAAAGCAGGUUUGCUGCUGAAGUACACGCGCGCGCUCUAAUUGCUGGACUUUGCGCUGGUGCAGCCGACACGUGAGCUGCUCCCGAGCAGAGGCGCGCCUGCGCUCUAACUACUGAAGUGUCAGCUCAGGAUCCACAGACAUCAGUGUGGAGAGCUUGCUCUGCUGGAGGACACGCACUGCGCACCGUCUCCCUCUGCCCUCCGCGUGCGAGUCGCGGAACAUCAAACAUUCCCCACCAGAAGCUCCAGAAGCCACGACGUGAUGGAUGAACGAAUCGCGCAUUUGCAGGACAGGCAGUUUGUGGAGCACGCGGAUUUUUUGGGGGUGGAUUAUCCUCCUCUGUACAUGUGCAAAUCCAAACGUGGAAUAAAGCGGGAGGAUGGUGGUAAGGAUGCGUACAAGUUGCCACACCGGUUGAUAGAGAAAAAACGGAGAGACAGGAUCAACGAAUGUAUCGGGCAGCUGAAGGAUUUGUUACCUGAACACCUGAAGCUGUCGACUCUUGGUCAUUUGGAGAAAGCUGUUGUCUUGGAGUUGACGCUGAAACAUCUGAACGCGCUGACUGCAGUCACCGAGCAGCAGCACCAGAAGAUCAUUGCUUUGCAGAAUGGAGAUCGCUCCUUGAACUCUCCCAUCCACGCGGACCUGGACGCCUUUCACUCCGGGUUCCAGGCGUGCGCAAAGGAGGUCCUGCAGUACCUGAACCAAGUGGAGAACUGGACGGCGCGGGAGCAGAGGUGCGCGCAGCUCGUCAACCAUCUCCACAAAGCGCUGGCGCAGUUCCAGCCCGGCGCGCCGGCGCUGCAGCACCAGCUCCCCGCCGGGGACGCACACGACGCGCAGAAGGCGGACGGCCAGGCCAACUGCGUCCCGGUCAUCCAGAGGACCCAGGGCGGCGAGCUGAACGAGAACGAUACGGACACGGACAGUGGAUACGGCGGAGAGACGGAAAAGAGCGAAGGCAAAGAGAAAGAGUGCAGCAGCGCGCAGGGACUCAAGGCAGUGAAGAUCAAGCAAGAGUUUGGAGACGAGCGGGCUGCUAAGAAACCAAAGAUGAGCUGGACUGGGAAAGGGGUCGCGGGCGCAGACCAGACCCGACCCGACCUGACGUUUAUGAACUCUCUGAUGGGAAUAAGCAGUGUGGGACAGCAGACGCCGAUUUGCAUGCCUUUCUACUUCAUCAACCCAUCGGCCGCGGCGUCCUACAUGCCUUUUUUCGACAAAAACAACAUGGAGAAGUACGUGUACCCCGCAGCGGCUGCUCUCGCGUCCCCCUUCCCCUGGCUCUACCCCGCACACGCAGCUGCCGCAGCCGCUGCGGCGUUCCCCGGCCUCUCUGCGCACUUUGGAGCCUCCCCUCAGCCAAAGGACGCGCGCUCCCCUGAUAACGACGGGUCAUACGAGGCUGACGCGGCCUCAUCCGAGGAGCGCGCGGAGAGUCCCGCGAGCGAGGUAGAGGAAGAAGACGCGGACUCGUCCCCGGAGAGCAAGAAUUGCGCACACGACGCGAGUUAAGAAGCCUACCUCAAGAAGAGUUUGCGGGUUUUUUUCUGUUUUUCAAAUAGAGGCUGGUUGAAGUUGAUCUUUCACUGAAGGGGUUUCUUGGUGAAACAGGGGACAGUUGUGACUGCGCGUGCCUUUUGCACUUCUAUACUCGAUUAAACAAUCUGAAUGACCGUUGAUGAUGAUUGACACUUCAUAGUGCUGGAGUUAUUCUUUUCUUUUUUCUAAAAAAAAAAAAAUCUCUUUGAUAACGUGUUUUCAAACGGCAGCAGUGGUGCCAAAACUUUGAAUACAAAGAACUGAGCGCGUAAUAUUCCAAUCGAUGACCCUCUUUUAAAAGUUGCAACUGACCUCUGCCUUCGAUUAAGAACCUGCUGAACUCUGAUUGUAAAUACUAUUACCUUGGAGGUAAAGUGUGACCUGUAAAUGUGCACUAAAAUGGCUUUAGGGAAAAAAAAGCUCUCCUGGAAAUGUAAUGUCUCAUUACCUCAUCCUCAACUUGGGUUGGGGGAGCACAUAAUUGGCCCUCCAUCCCCUAAGAGCAGAGAUUCCAAUUCCCAACAUCUAUGAAAAAUGGAUCAGGAUUUUGCUCAUUUCCCCCCGUUAAAAACUUCCCAGACUAAAACCAGCAUGACAGAGAAGCAGAGACAUUGUGUAGGAUAGCACCUUAUAGAUCUUUGAAUGUACCUCCCCCUGCCCCAGCUGUAAAAUUCCUAAUACUAUUUACUCUUUGAGAGAUUAAGUGCACUUUUUCUGCUUUUACUCCACCCAGCGGUCACUUUAUCAGUUUAAAGUCAAUCACUGUAUGAGCCCUUCUACUGAAUGAUGCUCUGACAAAAACAUUUGUGAUGGGGAAGUGUUCUCAGUUGCAGAAAAUGCUGCAUAACUCUUUUGUGAAAAAAUAAUCAGAUUUAAGAAAAGUCACAAAAACUGGGAAAGAAACUGUGGUAUUGCCAUGUUAAGAACUUUAUCUCAAACUCUUUUCUAACUGUAAUGUUGCUCAGCUUUUUUAAGCUUCACAUGAGACUGAAUAAAACUGAUUUUCAUUGUAUUUUAACAAUGCUUUUGUAGUAUUACUCAGCUGGUUUUGCUCUCUUAUCAACUGUUAUAAAAAAAAAAAAAAUAAGGCAUGUACGGUUGUAAAUAGAUUUUUUGUGAAUAUACCAUUCAGUAUAUGUGGGUUUUGUGAAUGUUGUAGAAGUCCUUCUCAUUUUUUAAGGUUUAAAUGAGCAACUGUUGCACAUUUUGUUGAUGCUUUACACAUAUGCUGUUCUAAAUUAUUGCUGGAUAAGUUGUAAAAUAAAUAUCAAAACCUAAACUUU